GUGAAUGCCGUUGUUAAUUUCUUCUCGACUACGAUGAUCUAGAAAUUGCGAGCCAGCAUCGCAGUCAUUUUUUAUCUAUCUUGGCUCAACCAUUCCAAUACUGGAGCCAUAUGCCCAAUAUGUUGCUGUCUAUACGCUCGGAAUGAGGACCGUCUUUCUCACAUGCGUGUUUCUUGUCGGUUGUUAUUGGUGCUGUCUUCGACUGGUGGCACCGAAGCAGGCUGGAAGCAGUAUUUCCGAGUGGGGUUCGAAAGUGCAAGCACACUCGUGCGAAGUCUCGAGUUCAAGCAACGGAAAACUAGGCAGGGCGGGGAGAACAUAGUACCCAUCUUGGGCGUAAUUAACACUUUCAAUGGCUUGCGUUUUUGCUUCGGCCCACCGAUACUACCCGAGUUCGGCGUGUACCAGCCCGUGAUAGGUGUUAUUGGCCUCAUCGGUGCCGCCAGUUCAAUCCAUAUUGCCUACGUAGGAAGGGUGCCAAUAAAGAAGGGGACCAGAGACGCGAAUAUGACAGUGGGCAAUAGUGACAGUGAGCCUGAAUCGAAUGAAGUUACUCCAUCAGGUACACAUAAAGAUGACGACACCACGACUCAGUGAAGUUGUUGUUAUACGGGAAGCAGUGGAAAGAGCGGCAUGGUGGUAAGGCAGCCGUCCAAUGAAUCAUUGCCUAGCGUUGAAUAUUUCGACAGAAAUACCUUGAUACGUACACA
This is a messenger RNA of Suillus subalutaceus, 710 nucleotides long. RefSeq lists its product as uncharacterized. The record is from RefSeq and is a predicted model, not a curated record. Lineage: Eukaryota; Fungi; Basidiomycota; Agaricomycetes; Boletales; Suillaceae. The transcript is spliced from 2 exons. Bases 163 to 597 code for a protein of 144 amino acids.